Messenger RNA from Trichoderma breve, 996 nucleotides. RefSeq names its product cofilin/tropomyosin-type actin-binding protein domain-containing protein. The record is from RefSeq and is a predicted model, not a curated record. Gene Ontology annotation, cellular component: actin filament; cytoplasm. The coding region runs from base 1 to 996 and encodes 331 amino acids. Lineage: Eukaryota; Fungi; Ascomycota; Sordariomycetes; Hypocreales; Hypocreaceae. Gene Ontology annotation, biological process: actin filament depolymerization; barbed-end actin filament capping. Gene Ontology annotation, molecular function: actin monomer binding; actin filament binding. The transcript has 3 exons.
AUGCAGUCUGGAAUCUCAGCCUCCGAGGAGCUCCAGAAGGCGUUCAGCUCGCUGCUCGCGACGCCCUCCGACUUUGCCCUGCUUGUAACGAUCCAGGGCGAAUCCCUGGUUCCCGUUGAGACGAUCGCGGGCAAAUCCUCCGACUUUGGACAGAACCUGUCUGUGCUGGAGCCGUUCGUCAAGCCAGACGUCGCCCUCUAUGCCAUCCUCCGCCGCUACGACGACACGCCCAAGUUUGUUGCCGUGACAUACGUUCCAGAUGCCGCCAAAGUCCGCCAGAAGAUGCUGUUCGCCUCGACACGGCUGACGCUGGUGCGAGAGCUGGGCACAGAGCACUUCCGCGAGACGCCCUUCAUGACCAUGGCCAAGGAAUUGACAGCGGACGGAUUCAAGGCCCACGAUGCGCACAAUGCCCUGGCAGCGCCCCUGACCGAAGAGGAGAAGUCGCUGGGCGAGAUCAAGAGGGCAGAGCAGGAAGCUGGAUCGGGCACUGCCAUCCGAGAAAUCCAUCUCGCCCAGAGCUUGAACAUGCCGGUCAACGAGGAUGCCAUUGCGGCAAUGAAGGAGGUUGCCGAGGGGCAAAAGGCCGCGGCGACACUGAAAAUUAACGCGGCUACCGAAAGAGUAGAGCUGGCACCCGAAACCCCCAACUCCAACUCCCUCACCGAGCUCAUCAAGAGUAUCUCUACUGUCGAGCCACGAUUCACCUUUUAUCGGUUUACCCAUACCCAUGAUGGAGCAGAACAGACACCAAUCCUCUUCAUCUAUACUUGCCCUGCGACGGCUGGAAACAAGGCCAUCAAGAACAGGAUGCUGUACCCCCUGAUGAAGCGUGCUGUUCUCACCAUCGCCGAGCAAGAGGCCGGUAUCAACAUUGAGAAGAAGUUUGAGGUGGAAGACCCCAGUGAGAUUACCGAGGAGGAAGUCUUGAACGAUCUCCAUCCCAAGAAGGUGGCUUCAUCAGGUUUCAGCAGGCCCAAGCGCCCUGGCAGGUAG